Molecule: messenger RNA, 2077 nt
Organism: Spea bombifrons (plains spadefoot toad)
Lineage: Eukaryota; Metazoa; Chordata; Amphibia; Anura; Pelobatidae
Gene: DEF6
Product: DEF6 guanine nucleotide exchange factor
Exons: 11
Coding region: 67-1863 (598 amino acids)
Cellular component (GO): cytoplasm; nucleus
Source: RefSeq, a predicted model, not a curated record
GUUUUUCUGUUUUGGCAAAGACUGCAUGUCCUAGCUGUGUGGGUGCGGUAAUAGCCAGUGCGCAGCAUGUCCCUAAGGACGGAGCUCCUCAAGUCGGUUUGGUAUGCCUUUACAUCGCUGGACACAGAAAAGAGUGGGAAAGUUUCCAAAUCCCAGCUUAAGGUGCUAUCCCACAACCUGUAUACCGUACUAUGUAUUCCCCAUGACCCAGUGGCUCUGGAAGACCACUUCCGUGAUGAUGAUGAUGGUCCUGUGUCUAGUCAGGGGUACAUGCCAUAUCUCAACCAGUAUAUACUGGACAAGGUAGUAGAAGGUUCCUUUGUGAAGGAGAAUUUCCAUGAGCUGUGUUGGACUCUAACAGCCAAGAAGAAUUAUCAUCCAAAAGGAACGGUGCUGCCGAACAAAGAUGCUUUCCGUCUUUGGUGUCUUUUCAAUUACUUAUCUGAAGAUAUAUACCCACUUAUCAUGGUCCCUGAUGAGGUGAAGUAUCUUCUGCAGAAGCUGCUGUCUAUAGCCCGGUUGGAAUUUGGGGAAGUGGAGUUAGGGGAUAUCUUAUCAUCUGUGUCCUCAGGAGUCUCAGUUUGGCAGUUUCUGGAACUUGUAACUUCCCCCAAGAUUCUGAAGGGGAUUAGUGGAGAAACUCUAAGCAUGGCUAUCCAGGACUUGUAUGAUGAGGUCAUUCAAGAUGUGCUGAAACAGGGAUAUCUCCUAAAGAAAGCCAAUUUAAGAAGGACGUGGACUGAACGUUGGUUUGUACUGAAGCCAAGUUUUUUGUGCUAUUAUGCAAGCGAGGAAUGUAAAGAAAUUAAGGGAAGCAUUGCCAUAGAGAAGGACUGUGGAGUAGAGGUACUUCCUGACAGGGAUGGGAGGCGCUGCAUGUUUUGUGUCAAAACAACCACAAAAACCCAUGAGAUGAGUGCAUCUGACACAAAGCUCAGACAAGAAUGGGUGACAGCUAUCCAAACAGCGGCCCGUCUCCAAUCCUCUGGCUCCGAGAGUCUACACAGAGAGUUACAGAGCAGGCGUAGGGAACUGAGAGAGCAAAGAGAGCAGCGCAGAGCAGCACGUGAGCAGGAGAUGCAAAGGUUGGCAGACCUGCAAACCGAGAAAGAGCGCCAACAGCAAGAGCUGGAACAGCUGAGACAGGCACAAAAGAGAGCAGAGGAAGCCAUUUUACAACAACAGCAUAGACAUAGAGAACAACAAGAAGAGAUGCAGAGACAGCUGGCUGGACAGCUACGAGAAGCAGAAGAGGCACGUGCUACCAUGCAAGCAGAGAUGCAGUUAAAGGAGAUGGAGGCGAUGAGCCAAAAACAACGAAUUUGUGAACUAGAACAACUGCAGCAACAUCUUCAGGAAGCACUUGCACAAGAAAUAAGAGCACGUCGGGAUGAGGAGGACUACAGGCAUGCUCAAGCCAAGUUGCUGAUACAAGAGGAAGAGAAACUGCGAGUAUUACUCAGGAUGAGAGAGGAGCAGAUACAUUAUGUGGAACUUGCUCAGAGAGAGAAACAAGAGCUGCAGCAGGAGAUGGCACUAAAAAGCAAAGAACUACAGGAGGCACAGAAGCAACUAGAAGACGUACAAGAGAACAGAGAGAGAGCUGACAGAGACGUGCAGGUGGCGCAGAAGAGGCUCCAUCAAGCCAGUACAAAUGUUCGUCAUUGGAAUGUCCAGAUGAACAGACUAAUGCAUCCAAUUUCCCCUGGAGAAAAGCGCGUAGCCCCAACUGUUGGAUUUCAGGGAAUAUGGAGUGUAGCACUAACUCGUCGAGACUCAUCCAUUAAGCGGCUGCAGACAUCUUAUGAGAAAAAAUCUCUUCACAACGCAGAAGACCAGAUGGAAAAUCCUCAAAAUGUUUAGUUACCAAACAACUCUGCGUAGUCCUGACUAAUGUAAUGAACAAACUGGGUGAUAAAAACCCAGAAUAAAUCAGAAUAAAAACCUUAAAAUUUACAUGAACGUGUCAUUGUAGCUAUAUUUUAGGUACAAGAACCCAACCACAAUAUUUCUCAAACUCGGUUUUAGUACCUAAAAAAAAAAAAAAAAAACGUUUUACUAGUAAAUAUUAAUUCAC